ACAAACAAAAUGUCCAUUCUCAAGGUCUAUGCUCGCGAAAUCUUUGACUCCCGUGGGAACCCCACUGUUGUAGACCUGCACACCAGCAAAGGUCUCUUCAGAGCUGCUGUUCCAAGCGGAGCUUCGACUGGGAUCUAUGAAGCCCUGGAACUGCGCGACAAUGACAAGACUCGUUUCCUGGGGAAAGGUGUCUCAAAAGCUGUUGAGCACGUCAAUAAAACAAUUGGCCCUGCACUGGUUAACAAGAACAUCAGUGUUGUGGAGCAGGAGAAGAUCGACAAGCUGAUGCUGGAUAUGGACGGGUCAGAGAACAAAUCAAAGUUUGGUGCAAAUGCAAUUCUGGGCGUCUCCCUGGCUGUCUGCAAGGCUGGUGCUGCUGAGAAGGGGGUCCCCUUGUACCGCCACAUUGCUGAUCUGGCUGGGAACCAGGACGUCAUUCUGCCAGUCCCUGCCUUCAAUGUGAUCAAUGGCGGUUCCCACGCUGGUAACAAGCUGGCCAUGCAGGAGUUCAUGAUCCUCCCUGUUGGGGCCGAGAGCUUCAAGGAAGCCAUGCGCAUCGGCGCCGAGGUGUACCACAACCUGAAGAACGUCAUUAAGGAGAAGUAUGGGAAAGAUGCUACCAACGUGGGUGACGAGGGUGGCUUUGCACCCAACAUCUUGGAGAACAAAGAAGCUCUGGAGCUGCUCAAGACUGCCAUCAGCAAGGCUGGCUACACUGACAAGAUUGUCAUUGGGAUGGACGUGGCGGCUUCCGAAUUCUAUCGCGAUGGAAAAUACGACCUGGACUUCAAGUCUCCUGAUGAUCCCAGCAGAUACAUUACUCCUGACCAGCUGGCUGACCUCUAUAAGGGUUUUGUCAAGAAUUACCCAUUGGUUUCCAUUGAAGACCCAUUUGACCAAGACGACUGGGCUGCUUGGAAGAAGUUCACCGCCAGCGCAGGCAUCCAGGUCGUCGGUGACGACCUGACGGUUACCAACCCAAAGCGCAUUGCCAAAGCUGUGGAAGAGAAGUCCUGCAACUGCCUGCUGCUGAAAGUGAAUCAGAUUGGCUCUGUCACAGAGUCGCUCCAGGCCUGCAAGCUUGCCCAGUCCAAUGGCUGGGGCGUGAUGGUGAGCCAUCGCUCUGGGGAGACCGAAGACACCUUCAUUGCUGACCUGGUGGUUGGGCUGUGCACUGGACAGAUCAAGACUGGUGCUCCCUGUCGGUCUGAACGUCUAGCCAAAUAUAACCAGCUUCUGAGGAUUGAAGAGGAGCUGGGGAACAAGUCCCGCUUUGCCGGCAGAAACUUCAGGAACCCUCGCGUCAACUAAACCCGCUUUUGGCUCCGAUGAGGCUCCCCUCUUUCCCCGACCCACCCCACCCCACCAGUUGCGGUUGAAAGCACUAGUCACCUAAAUUUAGAAACAAAAUAAAGAAAAACUAAGGGCAGCUGAUGUGUAGGGGGGGAAAGACAAAACUUUUUGCAGGUCCUCUAAUCCUAGGCUAUAAUUCAUCUAGUGCAUUUCAUCUUCCUUCUCUCGCCUCCCCAGCUCUGAUCUGUUGCUUCUUAAAGCGCUUGGCUGCUUUUUGUGAACAGACGACUCCCAACACCCCACCCUACCCCAGUCUUCCCUAGAGAGUGUUUCAUUCAUCAUAAUGAAACGAAGGAGAAAGAUUUAAGAGUCCCGGUGAUGCUGGCAUGAAAAUUGUAACGCUGCUGCCAUAUUUUUUGGGGGUAGCCCUAUUCAUGACUGAGGGUAACAAGUGUUUCUUUCUCCUCCUCCGCUUCCCUCCCCACCCCAUCCCAAAGCCCCACCCCCUCUUAGUGUGUGGAAGCUGUGUAACUUGCAGUGCAGCCUGAGGUACCUGCAAAACAGAAAAUAGUAGUUCUCAUGUGAGGUAAAUAAAAAACAGAGAAACGUC
Molecule: messenger RNA, 1903 nt
Organism: Lacerta agilis (Sand lizard)
Lineage: Eukaryota; Metazoa; Chordata; Lepidosauria; Squamata; Lacertidae
Gene: ENO1
Product: enolase 1
Biological process (GO): glycolytic process
Cellular component (GO): phosphopyruvate hydratase complex
Molecular function (GO): magnesium ion binding; phosphopyruvate hydratase activity
Source: RefSeq, a predicted model, not a curated record